Molecule: messenger RNA, 1262 nt
Organism: Melanotaenia boesemani (Boeseman's rainbowfish)
Lineage: Eukaryota; Metazoa; Chordata; Actinopteri; Atheriniformes; Melanotaeniidae
Gene: tmem82
Product: transmembrane protein 82
Exons: 6
Coding region: 205-1227 (340 amino acids)
Source: RefSeq, a predicted model, not a curated record
UAAUGACCUUUGGUACGAGACAAAGAAUGAGCUUCUGGAUGAGCAAAGCGCAAGGCUGAAGCAACAGAAAUAAACAGAUGAGCUACUCCACAUGAUUGAAGCUCGAUCUUAAACAGAAACGUAAAACAUGAAUCUGAUUUUAACUUUUAUGCAUUUUUCUAAAAACCUAUCACAUUUAUACUGAAUUCUCUUAAAGGUAGGACUAUGUUUUCCUUUAUCACGUCGUUCCUACCGACUUCCUACUUCUUACCAGAGUGGCUGAUUCAAGAUAUAAAUCCACUGAAUGGUUUCCUUCAAGGGCUGGUGGGGGCAUGUGGGAUCUCUGUGCUGUGCUCUCUGUUAAGAGUGCACAUAUUGUUAGAGGACAGCUGGAGUGUGAAAAAUGUCGAAGGAAAAUCGAGUGAGAAUGAAAGGACGACCGGUCACCAAAUAAAGACUAAAACUGGACUUGCUGGAAUGCUCCAUUUUGUCUUUGUGACUGGGGUACUGGCUGUCGUGGGGUAUCGUGUGGCAUCACUGGUAGUACUAGAAUUUUCCCUCCGGGCCAUUUCUGGAUUUGUUACAGCUGGACCGGAAUCCGGGAAUUUUCUAAAGCAGCUGUUAGUGCAAAGCCAGUUUUCUCUGGGUUGUGCCCUGAACUGUAGUUUGCACUUUCUCCAUGAGGGGGCAUCCCAACGCUGGCUAUGCUUGCUCCUAGCAGCAGCACUCAGCUGGUUCCUUGCAAGGCAGGCCACAGGCCUUCUGCAUCAUGUCACAGCUCUCUAUGAACUCCACAGCUCACAGCGCUACUGCGGCAUUUGCAUCAGCCUCCUCACAUCAGGCUGCUAUCUACUGCCCAUGCUGUGCAGGACUAUGAUAGUUACUUUCUUUGUGGCUGUGCUGGCAGCUGUAUCAAUCAUUAACCAACAGUUUCUAUCUGCAACGGAGGCCCUGAGGUUUUGGACACCACUGACCAUCUGCUACACAAUGUUGGUGGUGUACAUGCAGGAGGAGCAGCAUCGUCUGCCAAGCAGUCAGGCUGUCCUCACCACAGUAGUGGUGCGUCUUGGGGGUUUAAUGAUUCUGAUGCUGACGGUGGGACGCUGGGCUGACGUGCUUCACAUUCUAAUGUGCUUCCUGGGUGAGGCCAGCUGUUUAAUCCCCACAAAGGAUUUGCUGGAUGCAGCAUCCUCACAGGAUGAAGAGGAUUAUACAAAGUAUGUAAAGAGAAAACGUCAACAAAGAUGACCACAUCAGAAGGAGCAUCACCGCUAGCAUUACAC